Messenger RNA from Syngnathus typhle (broad-nosed pipefish), 2405 nucleotides. RefSeq lists its product as uncharacterized. The record is from RefSeq and is a predicted model, not a curated record. NCBI's taxonomy places the organism in Eukaryota, Metazoa, Chordata, Actinopteri, Syngnathiformes, Syngnathidae. Gene Ontology annotation, cellular component: nucleus. Bases 417 to 1433 code for a protein of 338 amino acids. The transcript is spliced from 5 exons.
AUAAGAGCUCUUUUACAAUCAGAAAAAAGUCAUCAAAAGGCAAGCAAACCAAAAAAUCUAAGUGUCUACUAUUUUGGACACAUCUAUGGGUCGUGUAAUACAAAUGAAAAGUUUUUUUUAAUUUGUCUUCUGAUUUGUGGGGCAUUGAAGCAUAAUUGCGCCACCUGACCUGAACUAGUCACCGGACAUAGUUUGAAUGGGAGUCUUCCCGCUAGCUUUAUUUUAGCUAGCUUGUUGUUGAUAAGGACUUUAAAUGCUUCAAGAGCAAAUGUAAACUUUUGGACUCGGGUGAGUUGAUCUUUUUCGACUUGCGCUUUGGAAGUUGACCUGCCCUCCAAUCGCCAACUCAUCUGGAAGUUGGAGCUGAGAGUCAAUUACGAAGCGGCUGAAGAACCACUGACGCUGUUUUGUGGAGGAUGUCUUCAACGUUACUCUUCAACCAAGACAGUGUCAUACGCUUCAAGAAAAGGAAAGCGCGUUUCACAUUCAGUGAGGUCCACAUCCUUUUAGAUGAAGUGAGGAAACAUCGCUCUGUGAUUGUGGGCAAAUUCAACCGUGGCGUGCCAACAGAUGUGAAGAAGCGCACAUGGGCUGAAAUCGCAGCUCGUGUCAAUGAGAUCGGCGAGUGUCAGCGAGAGGUCAUUGAGGUCAUUAAGAAAUGGUCAGACCUGAAGUGUGACACCAAGCGGAAAGUUGCUGCCAUGCGCUCAGGCAAGGUGCCAAACCGGGGCAUCAACUCGCGGCUCUCCAAAGACCUUAACCAAACCGAGAAAGUCGUGCUUCAGAUUCUGGAGAUGGAUCAGGAAGAUCAGAUCAACAGUGACUUAGGCCCUCUUUGCGACGACGACGACGACGACGUUGAAGAAAUGGACGAGGACGACAUGGUUGGAAUGCAGAGUUCGCCGAACGGUGCCGACGAAUCGUCUCGGCCUCCGGCAAUGUCUUCAGGUGGAUUUGCGCAGUCAGGGGACUCAUCACAUACUGCCUUUGACGUGCAGUUUGAAAUACCUGUAUCAGAAGACUGGGAUGAUGACGACACGCUCCCUUCAAGUUUCCCAAAUAAACUAAGAGGGGAUCACCAAGGAAAGAAUGGCCUCCAUAAACAAGAACAAGCUCCUACUUCCUCUCGCGUUUCAACCUUGACAGCCUCAAUUCCAUUCAGCGGUCUGCCCAGCGCAAACGUGAGGGAAAGCAUGCUACAAAAUGCUUCGGCCAGCCUCCAGGAGCAGCAUGCCACCAACGUCCUGCUGGAAACGGUUUCCCGCUCGCUGGAGCUUCUGUCCGAGUCGGUGCAGCAGCUUGCGGAAACCCAGCAGGAAUUUGUGCGCGAGUCCCUGCAGCUCCAACGAGAAACUGUCCAGGUGCUUCGAGACUUUACGGGCAGCGCCAUCACGCUCAUGCACGAUAAGCUCAACGGACGGCCAGCGUUAUAGCAUUACGUUGCCGGAUCUGACCCCAGACUUGGCCACGUAACGCUUCAAUUUCUUUUGGAUUUUACACUGGUUACUUUAUUGAUGACAGUACUUGACUGAUAUUCCAUUGUGGGUAGAGACGGUACACCGUGCAGAAAUAUUAGGCAAGUGCGUAUUUUGACCACCAUCAUCAUUUUGAUGCCUAUUUUCCAACUCCAUGCUGUAUAAGCUUGAAUGCUUUUCAAAUGAUGUGUAUUUGUGUAAAGAGGGAUGCUGGAGCACCCCACAGUGUUCAUCAUCGUUAUUAGGCAACUUGUUUGAAAUGGGGCCAAAAAGACACAACUGUUAUUAAAAAGAAGGGUGGCUCUAUUGAUCACAUUUUUUUUUUUCCAUGUUAGUCAGUUUUAAAUUAUUCAUUAGUCUCACUUUGUCAAAUGAAAAUAAACAAGUGAGAUGGGAACCUUUCCAUUUUUACGUGAGUUGCAUCAUAAUUCUACACACUAAUAGUUGCCUAAUAAUUGUGCACACAUAGAAAAAGAAAGCCAGAUCCUCACUUUUACUCUCUUAAAUAUUCAAGUUUAACAUUUCUAGAAAAAAAAUUAUUGACUGUAGUCGUUCAAAAACAAAAUCCUCCAACUGUAUUGCUAGAAAGCCUGUCCGAGCGGUCAAAUUGGACUUUUUUUGUGGGUGGGUUUGUUUUCUUGCUACUGAAAGUGAUACUUCUGUCAUUGCAUUGAAAAGAAUGGACCACUUUUGAAAGCAUUUCUUUGCUUUUAUUGCUGACAUUCGAGAGUCCAUAAGUAUUCCCUGGCGUGUGUGUGUAUAGAGUAUCACGAGUACUGUAACCUUGAGUAGUUUUCAGCACCUGACCAUUAUAUGGUCCAUAUAUCUUAAAGCUAUACUUUCCUUUUUACAUUCUUUACUGCAUUAUAUAUUAGAACUUACGUAAAAGAAUUUUUUUCAUUCAGAUGUUCAAUAAACUAUCUGUCAAUA